AUGGCAUCUGUUGAGCUGCGUGAGGAGCUGAGCUGCUCCGUCUGCCUGAACAUUUAUACGGAGCCGGUGUCGCUGAGGUGCGGACACAACUUCUGCCGGGUUUGCAUUGAAAGCGUUCUGGAAGUGCAGAAAGAUUUGGGCGGCUACUCGUGUCCCGAGUGCAGGGAGGAGUAUGCAGAGCGUCCCCGCAUGGAGAAGAACAGGAAGUUGUGUAACAUAGCAAAACAUUUCCUCGCUCCUCAAACACAGCUGGAGGGGUCUGGGGUCGCCUGUACUUACUGUGCGCACGCUCCCACCCUAGCCGCCAAGACGUGUCUUCAGUGCGAGACCUCCUUGUGUCACGUUCACCUGAGUAUCCACAACAGCACCGUGGACCACGUCCUGAUCGAGCCCACCGUUUCCCUGGCCAGCAGGAAAUGUCAGACCCACAACAAGCUCCUGGAAUACCACUGCUGCGAAGACGCUUCCUGCAUUUGCGCUUCAUGCUUUGCCGUAGGAUCCCACCGAACGCACGAGGUGGAGACACUGGAUGGGGCCACGAAGAAGAAGAAGGAGAAGCUUAGAAAAGUCCUGGAUAUACUAACUUCCCAGGUGGGAGACAUUGAGAAACAAGUCCACAAGCUACUGGAUCGCCAAGCCAAUGAGCGAAAAAAGUCCACCGACGUUAAAAAGAGAGUCGCGUCUAUGUUUGAAGACGCCAGGAAACAGCUGGAUGAAAAGGAAGCCUGGGUCAUGGAUGUCAUCUCUGAACAGGAAGACAAAAUAGGAUCCAAAGUCUCGCAUCUGAUCCAGGAGCUGGAGACCCAAAAAGAGUCGAAGUUCGAGAAGAUGCGUCAUCUUGAGGUGCUGUGCAAGAUGGCCGACCCAUUGAUCGUCUUGCAAGACAAGAAAACGGACGGCAAAGACUUUGCUGGUCUUAAGGAACCCGGUGUUGCAGAGAAGGCGGUUGAGGAAGAGGGCAGCUUGGAAAUGAGGUGCGAGGAAGGUCUGAUCACGGCGACCUUGUACUGGGUCGUAUCUGAUUUUGUGUCCAAAGUGGAGAAAACAUUUUAUAUGCCGAAGGCCGUGGAUCUAUUGCUGGAUUCUGACACGGCUGUCAACAAUGUCCUCAUCUCAGGAGAUCAAAAGGUUGCUUCUUGGGCGGCUGAUGGCCUCAAUCGAUCUGUCAGUUCAAAACGUUUCGUAUCUUAUUGCCAAGUGUUCACCAAGAAUUCUUUCUCUAAUGGUCGGCAUUACUGGGAAGUGGACACCAGUAAAUCAUUCUAUUGGAUGGUGGGCAUGGCAUAUGCGUCCAUACCCCGCGAGGGCUCAAAGUCGAAAAUUGGAUACAAUAAACAUUCCUGGUGCUUGAACAGGGCACAGAAUGGCUAUCUUGUGAUUCAUGACUCGCUGACAACCACUCUUAAUCCCAAAUCCGACAUUCGGAGAUUGGGAAUCUACCUGGAUUACAAUGCUGGUUAUCUGUCCUUCUACCAGCUGUGUGACUCAGUCCAACUCCUGUGGACCUUCCAUUCCACCUUCACUGAACCUCUACACCCUGCGUUUGUGGUAUGGAAGGAUGGCUGGAUCAGGCUUAAUAGCUAG
This is a messenger RNA of Nanorana parkeri, 1584 nucleotides long. RefSeq names its product E3 ubiquitin/ISG15 ligase TRIM25-like. The coding region runs from base 1 to 1584 and encodes 527 amino acids. The transcript has a single exon. Gene Ontology annotation, molecular function: zinc ion binding; protein binding. NCBI's taxonomy places the organism in Eukaryota, Metazoa, Chordata, Amphibia, Anura, Dicroglossidae. The record is from RefSeq and is a predicted model, not a curated record.